Ornithorhynchus anatinus (platypus) is the source of this 1223-nucleotide messenger RNA. Its product is annotated as transmembrane protein 176A-like. Bases 147 to 938 code for a protein of 263 amino acids. Gene Ontology annotation, cellular component: membrane. The transcript is spliced from 7 exons. Lineage: Eukaryota; Metazoa; Chordata; Mammalia; Monotremata; Ornithorhynchidae. The record is from RefSeq and is a predicted model, not a curated record.
GCUCCACCCCUCCUCUUCCUCCUCCUCCUCCCUUUCCUCCUCCCACUUGUCCUCCCUAGGCUCCAAGUCUGCCACUCCGCUUCGCCUCCCCCGUCUCCCUCCUCUCCGCUGUCCAGCCCGGCCGGUGCCCAAAUCAGGCCGGCACGAUGCCGCCCAGCGUGGUGAAGGUGGACGGGUUGGAGGUGGCCGCCGUGGGCUCCGAGCCCACCCACAUCAACAUCCACAUCCACCAGGAGUCGGGCGUGGCUCAGCUCCUCCGGACAGGGAGCAGCCUGCUGCCAUCUUGUCCCCUCCUCAAGAGCACCGAGGCCGUGAGGAUGAAGCGGGCAGAGCUGGCGAUUGGGACGGCGCAGAUCGUGUUGGGAUCCGUGAGUGCCGCCCUGGGGGUGCUAUUUUGUUUGGGUACCUGGAACGAUGUAUUUUCCACGGGCUGUGCCUUCUGGACCGCGGCGGUGGCCAUCGUGACUGGUGUCAUAACCAUCGUUCACGAGAAGCGCCAGGGAGGCUGCUGGAAUGUCCUGGCCCCCGUGCUAACCCUGGCCAGCUUCUCCACCGCCGUCGCCGCUAUCGUCAUCGGAGUCGGGGACUUCAGAGUUCGUGAAUAUUAUAAUCCCUACAUCUGUGAGUCUUCCUCCCAGUCCACCUGGCCCACGUUGCCCCCCAGCACCCCGGAUCCGCAAGAGCUCUGGCGGCAGAAGAUUUGCCUCCAGUACCUGAGCAUGCUGUCGAACCUGUUUCUAGGAAUCGAGGCCCUGACCCUGGGAGUCUUCAUCGUGCUGCUCGCUCUGUCCUUGACGUCCAUUGGCAUGGGCCUCCGUCGCCUGUGCUGCCGGGUCCCUGAGCCGCAGGAAGAGGAUGAGGCCGAGAAGAAACUGCUGACACAGGAUUCGCCUCCAGCUUCACCCUACAAGAAGCCUGUGGAGAUACUCCACCUGUGAGCCUGUCCCGGAAGAGAAGCACUCUUGGCUUUCUGGGGGACUUGACCACCCCCCUUCCCGUCUUCUGCUACAGAGGGGGCCUCUAGGCUGCGGAGAGACCCCAUGCCCCUGAGAAGCCCCCAACAAGCCCUUUCUGCUGCCACUGCCUGGCAUACCAUCCUCCCCAGUCCCUAAAUCCCACACACACCCACUGUGCCUCUUCCUCUCCCCCGGAUCUUCUCACCUUCUUCACACUCUGCCUCAUCCCACCCUGGCCAGGUUAUGAUAAUAAAUGCUUUGACUGCA